Megalopta genalis is the source of this 2682-nucleotide messenger RNA. Lineage: Eukaryota; Metazoa; Arthropoda; Insecta; Hymenoptera; Halictidae. The record is from RefSeq and is a predicted model, not a curated record.
ACGGCGCGAUACGCGGCGAUACGGCUCGCGAGCGGCCGGUGUGUCCAGUCUCUAGGCAGCCUCCGCCCGUGUCGUAUCGUUCUUUCCGUUUCCUUAGUAUAGUGUUUAACGCUUUAAUUUCUAGUCUGUCGCGUAACCCUUUACCACACAGUCACACGUACAUACUAUAUAUCGUUUCCACGAGUCAAAAUACGUCAAAUAUUCACCGCAAAGAAGACCAGUUUGUUUCAACAACAACAACAACAACAACAACAACAACAACGACGACGACGACGACGACGACGACGAACAAAAAUUCUACACGGUGGUUACAAUUUCGAAUCGAACAGAGACCAACGAAGAAAGCGAGAGAGAGAGCGAGCGAGAGCGAGCGAGUGAGAGUGAGAGUGAGUGAGAGAGUGGGGCAAGGAGAGAGAGAGAGGGUCGAGGAGCGAGAUAGAUUAAUGUGGUCCGAUCGAAGCGGGAGGAGAGAGAGGGACCCGUGAAUCCGUUGGUGGCGAGCAUAAAUGCCGAUUUACGAGCGCCGCUCGCGUCGUACUUUUCUUUCAUUGAUUUCCCCUUCUGUUCCGGGCGGCGGCGGUGCGAGAGAGCGUUGAUAGCGGCGUGCACGUAGCCACCAUCAGCCCUAGCCAGCCUCACCGGCCCCAACACACGCAAGCCCCGGCGGUUUCCAUAACUUGUCAGAGGAGCGAAAGACGAACGAAAGAGAGAGAGAGAGAGAAAGAAAGACCAAAAGAGUGGCCGAACGGAAUGCGAACGAAGGAGAGAAAGAGAGAGAGAGAGAGGGCAUUGCCGACUACACCCAGAGAGCAAUAAUCUAAGAGCGUAAACGUGUGAACGCAACACUAAACCCGGCCGUACGCGCGCGUCGGUGCUGCUCUGUGCUUGGUGCUCUGUGCUCUUGUGCUUUGGUGCUGUUGUGCUCUGUGCUCGGUGCUCUUGUGCUCGGUUCGGUUGCUCGCGUGCCAGGCGAAACGGAAGCGUCGCCGUACGCCGGCCGAAAGAGGGGAGACAGCGGAACGAGACGAGAGACACGGGGGACGUGGAAACGGACUAGCGUCCACCCGGGAGCAGUGGUUUCCUCGGUUUUCCGUUCUUCUGCUUCGGUUUCGUUGGUUCACCGCUACCUACCUACCACCGCUACUACUACUACUGCUACUACUACUACUACUACUACUACUACUACUACGUUCCACGGUUAUUUCAUUUACUUUUUCUUCAAUUCUCGUUUCGUCGACGAAUCGUUUUAUCCGUUAACGGUCGUCGUCGUUGAACGUGUCGUCGUCGCAAUUUCUUUCCGUUUCAACGGGCGCAACACACACACAGAUACAAACUAUAUCUAUCUAUCUAUCUGUCUAUUUAUCUCUCUCUCUCUCGCUCUUUCUCUCGCUCUUUCUCGCUCUUUCUAUACGGGUAUUCGGUGUGUGUCCUGUGCGUCGUCGUGCAUCCUGUGCAUCGAUCGGAGAGUAGACGUCGUCGGAUCACCGGCGAAGGUGAAGAAAAGUCGGAAGAUUUCGUACGUAGUUAGAGAGGUGCCGGUAGGAGAGUGCAAUGAUGUCGAACGGAAUGGACACGAUCGUGCAACAAAACGGUGGAUCCACCCUCGGACAGGCCCCGCAGGAAGAGUCCAAGACGAAUCUCAUUGUAAAUUACCUGCCCCAGAGCAUGACACAGGAUGAGAUCCGCUCGCUAUUCUCGAGUAUCGGCGAGGUGGAGAGCUGCAAGCUGAUCCGCGACAAACUCACUGGACAAAGCCUGGGUUACGGUUUCGUCAACUAUCAUCGGCCGGAGGAUGCCGAGAAGGCGAUCAACACGCUCAACGGCCUCCGUCUGCAGAAUAAAACGAUCAAGGUAUCGUACGCAAGACCGAGCAGCGAGGCGAUCAAAGGCGCGAACCUUUACGUGAGCGGUCUGCCGAAGAACAUGACGCAACAAGACCUGGAGAAUCUGUUCAGCUCGUACGGCAGAAUCAUCACGUCGCGGAUACUCUGCGACAACAUCACCGUACGACAGUUUGUGACCGGCAGCGGAGACUAUUUGCCCGGAUUGUCGAAGGGGGUCGGUUUCAUAAGGUUCGACCAGCGGGUCGAGGCCGAGAAGGCGAUCCAAGAAUUAAAUGGUACCAUUCCGAAGGGCUCGACCGAGCCGAUCACCGUCAAGUUCGCCAACAAUCCGAGCAACAACAACAAGGCGAUACCGCCGUUGACCGCCUAUCUUACACCGCAGGCGACCAGACGAUUCGGCGGCCCGAUCCACCAUCCAACCGGCCGCUUCAGGUACAUUCCACUGUCGCCAAUAUCCAGCACUGGCAAGGCCAUGCUUGCCAUUAACAAAGGCUUACAGAGUAGGUACAGCCCGCUGGCAGGUGAUCUCCUGGCGAACUCGAUGCUACCCGGGAACGCGAUGAACGGUUCCGGCUGGUGCAUCUUCGUCUACAACCUGGCGCCGGAGACCGAGGAGAACGUGCUGUGGCAGUUGUUCGGUCCGUUCGGCGCCGUCCAAUCGGUCAAAGUGAUCCGGGACCUGCAGACGAACAAGUGCAAGGGUUUCGGUUUCGUGACGAUGACCAACUACGACGAGGCGGUGGUGGCGAUCCAGAGCCUGAACGGUUACACGCUCGGUAACCGGGUGCUCCAGGUCAGCUUCAAGACGAACAAGAGCAAGGCGGCGUAGGACAUGGAA